Messenger RNA from Wallemia ichthyophaga EXF-994, 1461 nucleotides. Its product is annotated as Chitin deacetylase. Gene Ontology annotation, biological process: carbohydrate metabolic process. Gene Ontology annotation, cellular component: membrane. The transcript has 3 exons. The record is from RefSeq and is a predicted model, not a curated record. NCBI's taxonomy places the organism in Eukaryota, Fungi, Basidiomycota, Wallemiomycetes, Wallemiales, Wallemiaceae. Bases 1 to 1461 code for a protein of 486 amino acids. Gene Ontology annotation, molecular function: chitin deacetylase activity.
AUGCGAAUCAAUUUUAUUGCCCUGCUGAGCAUUGUAUCAUGGAUAUCUGCCCAAGAAACGCCACAAGCAACCAACGCUGUAGAGCCUGACCAGUCUGGUGAAAACGCAGAGCAGUGCACACCAUAUUCGGCACCUAUAGUCCAAGAUAACCUCGGGCAAUUUCCACCAUUAUGGGAAACAGCUAAAAUUGUUCAGGGCGACACCACGGCUCAGAAUAAGUAUGACGAGAUCAAGCAAGUCAUUCCGUCGAGCAUCAAACCAAAGGGCACGCACGACGGCAAUAUCUCUGACGUAUCCUACGAUGCAUCCGAUCCCGACUGCUGGUUCACGAGCUCAAAAUGUACACAUCCAAAGGUUGAUGGUCUUUCAGACGAUUUGGCUACCCUACCAGAGCCUAAUACAUGGGGUUUAGGCUUUGAUGACGGUCCUAACUGCAGCCACAAUGAAUUCUACAAUUUCCUCAGCGACAACGACCUCACUGCGACAAUGUUCUACAUAGGCUCAAACGUGAUGAACUGGCCACAUGAAGCGCAACGGGGCAGAGAAGACGGACACGAGUUGUGUGUUCAUACGUGGUCGCAUCACUACAUGACUUCGUUCGAUGACGAGGGUGCAUUUGCUGAACUCUACUACUCAAUUCAGGCCAUCAAACUAGUCACUGGCGUCACACCAACCUGCUGGAGACCGCCAUUCGGCGACAUCGACGACCGCAUCCGCAUCAUCGCUGAGGGUCUUGGUCUCAGAACCGUUCUAUGGGAAUUAGACACCAAUGACUGGAAAAUGAUCAAUGGUAAGACUAAGGAUGAUGUCAGAAAAAAUUAUCAAGAUGUUUUUGAUGCGGCCGAGAGGGGCAUCUUUGAAGACCAUGGUACUAUUGUGCUGACGCAUGAAAUCACUGCUGAGACUAUGGAAAUGUUCAUUGAAAUGUAUCCCAAUAUCAGAGACAACUUUGACUAUGUUGUUCCACUAUCUGUCGCCACCAACAGAACUAACCUUUACGUGGAGGAAGAAACGGAGAGAGGUGAAGUGUUUGCUGACUAUGUUAACGAUCAUUACGGUUCGACGGUAAAUCAAGCGACAAGCAUCAACACCAACAUACAUCCAAACCCGACUCUGACGGGAUGGCAGGGUCCUUUGGCAACUAUUGCUAACCCUACGGUUGCUGAAGUGGAAGCUGCUACCGAGCCUACGACUGCCAGUUCAAGCAGUUCAAGCAGUGCAGGCAGUAGCAGUGUGAGUAAUGAUAGCGGCAAUGAUGAUGAGGAGGAUGUUGAGGAUGAUAAGACUGAACAUAAAAGCGACGACAACAUUCCUAGUCAAAAAUCAAAUCCAUUUGUGUACAACUAUCCACAAAACACGCACUCGAACAAUGGUGCUAGCUCGGGAGGCCACACUUCGAUUACUAAACCGGUCUUCACGAUGGUGGCACUGUUCGUUGUCACCAUGUCAUGCAUUAGAUAA